Molecule: messenger RNA, 1179 nt
Organism: Closterium sp. Yama58-4
Lineage: Eukaryota; Viridiplantae; Streptophyta; Zygnematophyceae; Desmidiales; Closteriaceae
Source: the annotation of a GenBank genome assembly
AUGGCUUCGCUCGCCAUGUCGUCUGUUGCCACGGCUCCGCUUCUCUCUUCCGCGGAGUCGUCUUCCUUCGUGCAGGGAAAGGCCCUUGCUGGCACUGCCAAGACUGCAGCAGUGAAGUCCUAUCAGCGUGCAGCAGUUCGCUGCCAGGCAUCCUCCGACGCGUCUCCCUCCUCCGACUCCUCCUCUUCUCUCGUCAUCCCCCGGCGCCAAGCGAUGCUCACUGCGCUCACCGCUGCCUCCAGCCCUCUGUGGGUGCCUCUGCUGACGUCGUCCGACCCCGCGCUUGCAGCCAACAUCGUACAGCGCGGCCAGCGGGCAGCGUACCUGAAGGGCCUCAAGGAGGACCUUUUCAACACCAUCAGUGCCAAUAAGGAGCUUGUGCCCGACAUCCUGCGAUUGGCCCUCAAUGAUGCGGCCACAUAUGACAAGGAGACCAGGACAGGAGGAGCGAACGGGUCCAUCCGAUUCAGCGAGGAGCUCUCACGCCCAGAGAACAAGGGCCUCAAGGCGGCCCUGCAGCUGCUGGAGGGGGUGAAGGCACGGGUGGACAAAGACGCCAAGGGCGGGCCUCUGUCUUACGCUGACCUGAUUCAAUUCGGAGCCCAAUCGGCCGUGAAGACCACCUUCCUGGCAGCAGCUGUGCGCAAGGCAGGGGGUGAUGACACCAAGGGGCUCAACCUCUACUUCGCCAUUGGCUCCCCCGGCCAGCAUGUGGGCACCCUCCUGCUGCUUAUUGGCCACUUUCCUGACCACUUUCAAAUGCCCCAGCUGUUCCCCCUCCACCUGACCCUCCCUCAAUCGCAGUGGGGUUUCUUUGACAAGCAGCUGGGCCGCGCGGAUGCGGAGCAAGUAGACCCGGCGGGGCGAGUCCCAAUCUGGGAGCAGCUCAGCGCCGCCGAGAUCAAGGAGAAAUUUGCUGCCUUGGGGCUGAGGCCCCGCCAAGUGGUGACCCUGGCGCUGUUCCUGGGGCGGGACUUGGAGGCUGUGGAGGCGAAGCUGGCGGGGGAUGAGGAGAUGAGCAAGUGGGUGGCCAAGUACAGGAAGAGCCGCACCACCGUGUCCCAGACCGACUAUGAGGUUGAUCUGAUUGGGGCAUUCCUGAAGCUGUCUUGUCUUGGGGCGCCCAUUAACACCGAGGCCUACACCUAUGAACCACCCAGGGUGGAGUUCAGGCUGUAG